GGUCCGCUUGCUUGGACACCGGAAACGAAGAGUCACAUGAAGAGUUCAUACGAGGCGGUUGCUAAGGUGCCAAGUUAGGGCUUGUCGGCAAGCCCAUUGGGGAGCCCUUUUCAGCUCAAUCCAAAACUCUCUAAUGGGAGAUAGCAACGUCGGCUUGCGUGGUAGAUUAGACGACCCGCCUUACGACAUGGCGUCUGCUGCUGUCGCAGCUCCUGUCUGGAACUCUCCAAGCCAACACGCGCAUGCAGGCCUGAACAUGAAUUCGUCCAGGUACGACGAGCAUGGUGAAAGCGGUCUCGGCCAUGGGUCUGCGGAGCAACAUGGCUGCGCGCGAGGCAGUGGUGGAAGUGAGGCGGCGCCUGAUUUGGCGCCACCAAUUGACGCGCGCGAUGGCGCUGAGGAGUGCUACCGAACUGUGUGUCAAGCAGACGUCGGUUGCAAAUGGAUGCAGUUUACUCCAGAGAUGCUGUCCUCCAACGUCUUCAGCGGCCUGCUGCUGCAAGACCUUGACAAGGGAACCACCAUCACCCUGUCACCCGACCCGGCGGCUGCACACUGCUCCCGCAACAUGCCCUCCUGGCAGAUUCCAGUCAAGCGCCAUGCUGAGGGUGACGUUAGGGGCUACGACUUCUCGCCCCUUCGGAACUACCUGCACUACACUGCUGGGGAUACCCUCGCCUUCCGCCGAGACCCCAGCGGCCCACACCGCUACUUCGUGCGGCUUGCCUCUGCUGAAGGCCCGGAGACGCAUAUCGCCAAGGAUGUCGACAUGGACGUGUACGAGGAGAAAGACACGGACCACAGUGAGGAGGAAGAGGACGAGGAGGAAGAGGACGAGGAGGAAGAGGACGAGGAGGAAGAGGACGAGGAGGAAGAGGACGAGGAGGAAGAGGACGAGGAGGAAGAGGACGAGGAGGAAGAGGACGUGGAGGAAGAGGACGUGGAGGAAGAGGACGAGGAGGAAGAAGACGACGAGGAGGAGGGCGAGGAGGAGGAGGAGGAGGAUUGGCUAGAGCUGGAACGGCGGCAGCAGCAAAAGAACGCGGCACGUGACAAGAAGCAGCAGGCGGUGUCCCGGCGGCGGAAGCCGGCCAUGCCGAGGCGGCUGCUCCGUGUCAGCCAGCAGAAGGGCUUGCCUGCUGGCUGCUGUUCCAAGGCGCUAGUGCUAUCGGACGUGACUGAGAGCCGCAUCCAGUUUACAAAAGCCAUGCUGUCCACCGUGUUCAAGGGCUUGCGGCAGGGCCUCUCAGUGACCGAGUUCACCCUCUCGCCGGACCCAGAGGACCGGGGGCAGCAGCAGCAGGGCGGGCAGCAGCAGCAGCCUCCAUGGAAGCUCACUGUAGGGCGCUAUGGGACGAGCAUAUACGGAGUGGGCGCGGAAUCCGUGAGGUCCAUGUUCCAAUAUUUCAACUGCGAAGUGGGCACAACCUUAACCUUCCGCCAAGACUCCAACGGCCAGCCGCACUGCUACUUCAUCCGCCGUGCCUCGGCGGCCCCUGCUGCUAGAGGACCGCUGGCGCCCUUGAAGAGGGCGUUAAAGAAGCCGGGUGGAAGGGGUACCGCACCGCAACGGGAAGCAGCAGCAGCAGAGGCUCACACCACCCGCAGGCGCAGGAGGCAGCCGCCACACACCCGGGCCGCUGAACCGGGUUGCUUCAAGCGCGUAGUGUCGCGGACAAUGGAAACCCGGGGGGUUAUGGAGGUCAUGUCGGGCGUGCUGUUCGAGGAUCUGCGUGAGGACCCCUCCAUCACCCACAUCACCAUCACGGUAGACCUGCAGGGCCCGCGGCAGGCGGAGCAGAGGUUGAACCCACAACCUUCAUACCAGAUCGACGUGCGCCGAUACGGGGAGAGGACGAUCUGCUGCCGAGGUUUUCGGAAGAUUCAGGCGCAGCUAGGUUACAAAGUUGGUGAUACCCUUGUCUUCUGCCGCGACCCCAACGACAGCAGCGGCCCACACCGCUACUUCGUGCGGCUGAUGCCAAGGCCUGGAACCGGUGAGGCCCCGGCAGCCGCUGAAGCGCUGCCAGUUUCCAACACGCAGCCGCAGCCCGCACCGCCGCAGCCCGCACCACCGCAGCACGCACCGCCGCAGCCCGCACCGCCGCAGCCCGCACCGCCGCAGCACGCACCGCCGCAGCACGCACCGCCGCAGCCCGCACCGCCGCAGCCCGCACCGCCGCAGCCCGCACCGCCGCAGCCCGCACCGCCGCAGCACGCACCGCCGCAGCCCGCACCGCCGCAGCCCGCACCGCCGCAGCCCGCACCACCGCAGCCCGCACCGCCGCAGCACGCACCACCGCAGCCCGCACCGCCGCAGCCCGCACCACCGCAGCCCGCACCGCCGCAGCCCGCACCGCCGCAGCCCGCACCGCCGCAGCCCGCACCGCCGCAGC
Messenger RNA from Astrephomene gubernaculifera, 2396 nucleotides. Lineage: Eukaryota; Viridiplantae; Chlorophyta; Chlorophyceae; Chlamydomonadales; Astrephomenaceae. The record is from the annotation of a GenBank genome assembly.